This is a messenger RNA of Rhea pennata, 1786 nucleotides long. It is a transcript of the gene LGALS4, whose product is annotated as galectin 4. The record is from RefSeq and is a predicted model, not a curated record. Lineage: Eukaryota; Metazoa; Chordata; Aves; Rheiformes; Rheidae. Gene Ontology annotation, molecular function: carbohydrate binding.
CGGCUCCGCGUCAUCGUCACCGCUGCCACCGUUGUCACCGCUGCCACCGCUGCCACCGCUGCCACCGCGGCCACCGCGGCCAUGGCCUUCGUCCCCGCACCCGGCUACCAGCUUUACAACCCGCCGCUGCCCCACGUGUCCCCCGUGGUCGGGGGGCUCCGGCCCGGCAUGUCCAUCUACGUGCAGGGCGUCGUGCCGCCCCACGCCGACAGGUUCCGGCUGGAUCUGGGGGGCGACGCGGGCGCGGACGUGGCGCUGCACGUGAACCCCCGCUUCGGGCGCGAGGCGCAGGCCGUGCUCAACAGCCGGGCGGGCGGGCGCUGGGGUGCCGAGCAGCGCCGGGACCUCGGCGCCCUGGCGCCCGGGCGCCCCUUCGAGCUCGUCGUCACCGUCACCCCCAGCGGCUACCGGAUCCUGCUGAACGGCAGCGACUUCGCGGAGUUUCCGCACCGGCUCCCGCCGGAGCAGGUCACCGCCGUCACCGUGGACGGCGACGUGGAGCUCCAGGCCGUCACCGUGCUGGGCGGCCGCGGGAUGUUCCCCCCAGCCGCGAUGCCGGGUGUGCCGCAGCCCAUCCCCUACCAGCAGACGCAGCUGCCGAUGAUGGAGCAGCCGCCGACCUUCCACCCGCCCGUCCCCUUCGUGGCCACCAUCCCGGGGGGGCUCACGCCCAAGAAAACCAUCGUGGUCAAGGGCUUCAUCCCGCCCAACGCCAACAGGUUUCACAUCAACCUGCGGGCGGGCCGGGGGGGGGACGUGCUGCUGCACGUGAACCCCCGCCUGGGCGAGGGCUCCCUGGUGCGCAACAGUUUCCUGGGGGGCAGGUGGGGCGCCGAGGAGCGCGAGCUGCCCCACAACCCCCUGCAGCGCGGCUGCUACUUCGACCUCUCCAUCCGCUGCGGGAACCAUCGCUUCAAGGUGUUCGCCGAGGGGCAGCCGCUCUUCUCCUUCGCCCACCGGGCGCCCGCCGGGCCCCACGUUGACACCCUGGAGGUGGAGGGCGACGUCGUCCUCUCCUACGUCCACUUCUGAGCCCCCCGGCCUGCCCCACGGCGCAGCCCGGCCCCACGGCACAACCCCCCGGCCAGCCCCACGGCGCAGCCCGGCCCCACGGCGCAGCCCAGCCCCACAGCGCAGCCUCCAGCCAGCCCCACGGCGCAGCCCGGCCCCACGGCACAACCCCCGGCCGGCCCCACGGCGCAACCCCCGGCCAGCCCCACGGCGCAGUCCAGCCCCAUUGCUCAGCCUCCAGCCAGCCCCACAGCGCAGCCCGGCCCCACGGCGCAACCCCCGGCCGGCCCCGUGGCGCAGCCCAGCCCCACAGCGCAGCCUCCAGCCAGCCCCAUGGCUCAGCCCAGUCCCACAGCACAGCCCAGCCCCAUUGCUCAGCUCCCAGCCAGCCCCACAGCUCAGCCCAGCCCCAUUGCACAGCCCCCAGCCAGCCCCAUGGCUCAGCCCAGCCCCAUAGUGCAAUCCCCAGCCUGCUCCAUGGUGCAGCCCGGCCCCAUUACACAGCCCCCAGCCUGCCCCGUGGUUCAGCCCAGCCCCAUUGCACAGCCCCCAGCCUGCCCCACAGUGCAGCCUGGCCCCAUGGUGCAGCCCCCAGCCAGCCCCAUGGCACAGCUCGGCCCCAUAGCUUGCCCUGCCCUACAGCUCACCCCACAGCCAGCCACAUAGCAAUGGCCAGAGCUCUCUGCACAGCCAGCCCACAGCCUGCCCAUAACUUACCCCACAGCUGGCCCCACGGCAAUGCCCCCCCCCCCAAUAAAGUUGUUGUUGCACAGAA